AUGGGUGUUGCUGUCUGGUUUAUACCGCAUGAUGGUUCAACGGUAUACGAAACUCUACAGUCAUUAAUACUGUCUCUGCAAACGCUGUUCCCUGACGCUCCUGCGUUUGAACCGCACCUUACAAUUACAUCGCAGUUGAAAUGCAACUCUAAAGAAGACGUCCAACAGAUACUCACCUCAUGUAUGGCGGCGUUUGGGGCAAUAAAGUCUAGUUUGAAAGAUGAUAACGAGACUAUGGUUUCUUUUACGGGGGCUGGGAUUGGAAAGGGUUAUUUUACCAAGGUCAGGCUCAUUUGCGCGGAAAACAAGUAUUUGAUGGGCAUUGCGCAGAUAAUACGAGAGCUUUUCGUAGCGGAAAACGCCGAAGAAGCCUCCCAAUGGCUUCUGGAAGAGUUCCAGCCGCACGUUUCGCUGGUAUACUCCGACAUGUACCACGUUAACCAGGCCCUCGAGCGGGUCAUUGCUCAGAGAAUCGAAGACACACUCGACUUGUCCCUGCAAGAGAACGCGGUAGCAGGAGAACAGAAUCAGAAAUCCUGGUCUUUUGGACGUCGUGUAGCGGGGUGGAGUCUAGCCGGCACGUUCAAGGUGGUCAGGUGCGAAGGACCGAUACAGCAGUGGCAAGUUUUGGGAAGCGUCGAAGUUUGA
Lachancea meyersii CBS 8951 is the source of this 648-nucleotide messenger RNA. The record is from the annotation of a GenBank genome assembly. NCBI's taxonomy places the organism in Eukaryota, Fungi, Ascomycota, Saccharomycetes, Saccharomycetales, Saccharomycetaceae.